Molecule: messenger RNA, 2869 nt
Organism: Triplophysa dalaica
Lineage: Eukaryota; Metazoa; Chordata; Actinopteri; Cypriniformes; Nemacheilidae
Gene: klhl6
Product: kelch-like family member 6
Exons: 7
Coding region: 540-2393 (617 amino acids)
Molecular function (GO): protein binding
Source: RefSeq, a predicted model, not a curated record
AUGUAUGUUCUAAUGUUUUUGCUAUCUUCCCUGCAUGUUAAGUCUAAAACCUGUUGAGUAAAAACUACAUUUCAAUAAGAAACGUUUCAAAUGUUCACGUUUUGAACGCGUUUUAUACUUAAUUCCCUUUUUGGUUGAUGAAACCUUCCUGCGACAUCAUUUGUAAAUUAUUAUUAAAACACACUUGGACCAAACAUUUUUAGAACUUGUACUAUCGCUUCUUUCGAAUCUCAUUCUUUUGUAAAUGCACAUUUGUUGUCCUGAUCAUUUAUGAACGUCGCGUUAACUAACAGUUUUAAAGAGGAAGUCAACAGAGGCACAGUCCUCAUCCGAGUGACUCCUGUGGCCACCGAGUUCUUCGUAGACUUCCUCUUUUACACCAGACCGCAACAAUGUGAAUUCAGAGCCGUUUCAAAAACAGGAAGCUUGCGCGUUAGGAAAGAUCAAUUCAGCUUUUAUCUUCGGUUCGGUUAGUCUCAUGGUGUUCGUCUUGAUUCAGAGAAACAAUAAGUACGUUUUGUGUUCGCCCUGAGCUCCUCAUGAUGGCUGAUGCUUUAGAAAAUAACUCUGAAUGCCCUUCGGCUGUUAAGAGUGAUGCUGAGGCUUCAGCCGGAGGUCUCAGCAUGCUGGAGAGCUCAACGCAAGGCAACCAGGAAGAUGGUCAUGUUGUAUUUGAAGACUCUGGGUUUGCAGGACAUUUACAGAACGGACUAUGUGAUCUUCACCUCGAGGAGAGACUAACGGACGUGACACUCCACGUCCAGGGCCAACGCUUCUGCUGCCAUCGGGUGGUUCUUGCGGCAGCCAGUCAUUAUUUCAGAGCAAUGUUUUGCAAUGACUUAAGAGAGAAGCAUGAAGAAAGUGUAAAUAUUAAAGGUCUUGACGCUGACACCAUGAGAAUUCUUCUUGAAUAUACGUACACCAGUAAAGUCACCAUCACUAAAGACAAUGUUCAGAAGACGCUUGAGGCUGCCAGUCUGUUUCAGUUUCCCCGUUUGGUUGAUGCCUGUGCCAGUUAUCUAGCGGAGGCCUUACACCCUGAAAACUGCGUAGGGAUCCUGAAUCUAGCUGACGUCCACUCGCUGAACCCUCUGAAAGUUCAAGUCCACGGCUACAUCAUGCAGAACUUCUCUCAAGUCAUGGACCACGAUGAGAUCCUGGAGCUCCCUGUAGACGUGCUGGUCAGUCUGCUCCAGCGGGAUGAUCUGGGGGUAACAGAAGAGGAGCAGGUUUUUGAGACUGUCCUCCGCUGGGUGAGGGCACGGGAGCAGGAACGACUGCCUUUUCUGCCCCAAGUUCUCAUGCACGUGCGGCUGCCUUUGUUGGAUCCGUGGUACUUUGUGGAGAGAGUGGAAGGAGAUCCUUUGAUCCGCAAAUGUGCCGAGGCCUUUCCGCUCCUGCAGGAGGCGCGAGUUUAUCACCUCUCAGGAAACGAGGUGAUCUCGGAGCGCACCAAACCGAGAGUGCGGGAGUUCCAGUCGGAGGUUUUUAUGAUCAUCGGAGGAUGCACAAAGGAUGAGAAGUUUGUAUCCGAGGUCACCUGUCUGGAUCCGCUGCGCAGGAGCCGCUUAGAGGUGGCAAAACUACCAAACACAGACAUGGAAUCGGAGAACGAAAACAAGAAGUGGGUGGAGUUUGCCUGUGUCACCUUCAGAAAUGAAGUGUACAUAUCUGGUGGCAAGGAAACACUGCAUGAUGUGUGGAAGUAUAAUGCGUCCCUAAACAAGUGGAUUCAGAUCGAGUUUCUGAACACAGGGCGCUGGAGGCACAAGAUGGCAGUUCUUGGAGGAAAAGUUUAUGUGUUGGGUGGCUUCGAUGGCAUCCAUAGAUUGAACAGUGUCGAAGCCUACGAUCCAUUUCACAACAGCUGGACGGAGGCAGCGCCACUCAUGCUCAGCGUAAGCUCUUUUUCUGCCGCCAGCUACGACAAGAUGAUCUUUGUGAUCGGUGGAGGGCCCAACGGCAAACUGGCCACAAACAACAUGCAGUGCUUUGAUUCAAAGCUAAACAAAUGGAACUUAAAAUGCCCAAUGCCCACUGAGGCCAAAUGCACAAACGCUGUGACCUUUAAGAACGAUAUCUACGUUGUUGGUGGAGCGAUGAAGGCAUUAUAUUCCUAUAGUCCUCUUGAAGAUUCCUGGAUGCUCAUAACUCAUCUGAGAUGUGAGAGGGCCAGCUGUGGCAUCGCUGCCUGCAACAACAAGAUCUUCAUCACCGGCGGUCGCGAUGAUAAGAAUGAGGUCAUCGCUACUGUUCUCUGCUGGGACCCGGAGGCGAAGAAGUUAACAGAGGAGUGUGUGCUGCCACGUGGAGUGUCCCAUCACGGCAGCGUGACUCUCAGGAAAUCUUACACACAUAUACGCAGGAUAACACCAGGGACAGUCACGGCAUGACACAUGCAACAACAUACAUUAGAUUAUAUUCAAAUUUAACAAGAAGUUUAUUUGUAAAGUGUUUUUCAUGAUGCAUAUCAGUUUAAGACUACUUUACGGAAAUGCAAGUUACAUAAAAACUGUAGCAAGAUUGCAUGUUGUGAUCAUAAUGAUAACAAUAUAUGUUAAAGUUGUCAAAUGGAGGAUUUUAGGAUUGCUAAGUAUCUGAGCCGCAUACAAACAAAUAUUUGCUUUCGGGUCAAGAUCCAUUACUACAUAAAACAGUAUUUUUACGCAAUUUUAUUAAUAUUUAUACAACUCAUGUAAAGCUUAUUUUAUUUGUUUAUUUGUAUAAAAAAUGUAUUUGUGUGGUUAAAAUUUUGAAUACUAUAACAUCCAAAUGUGAAAAAAAUCACAUGUCACUCAUUUGCUGCUGUUGUGAUUUUCAUUAAACCCAAAAAGCAUUAAAGUAAAAAACAGAUUUUUCAAGUAAUAAC